AUGUUUGGUAAUUACCAAACGAUCAAUAAUGGUGACAGUGCUCAAGCCCCUUCCGAUUCAACAUAUGCAGUAAACCAGCAAGACGCAACGAGUUCCAGUUCUCCAAUCAUGGCUGUGAGUACGCAGUUACGAAAAGCUUUAGACAACAUCUCCGGUAAUGAUGAAUUGCAAUGUGUUCCCAAACUCAUCUGCAUGAUGUCCCGACGCUCCAGCGGGCAGGGUUUUAGUACCUACGUGAACCGUGGUCUGCUGAGCACAAUUUUGAGCGCUGUCCCUGACAGUUCACCAUGGCUCAAAUUUUCUCGAGCAGCCUUACUCGGUUACGGAAUUGGGGCCAACAGCUGUGACGUGUACUAUCCUAAGUGUCCCAAGGAUGAGUCGGAGAUCAUUUACUACCUAAAUAACCAUCGAGGGGGUUUCUUUCGUUUCUUCAACGACGAACACAACUCCGCGAGUAAGGCUGAAGUUUGUGCCAAUUUAAAUUAA
Wyeomyia smithii (pitcher-plant mosquito) is the source of this 486-nucleotide messenger RNA. RefSeq lists its product as uncharacterized. The record is from RefSeq and is a predicted model, not a curated record. The transcript is spliced from 2 exons. NCBI's taxonomy places the organism in Eukaryota, Metazoa, Arthropoda, Insecta, Diptera, Culicidae. The coding region runs from base 1 to 486 and encodes 161 amino acids.